GCCACGAUCGUCAUUUUCCAUUGUUCCGUCGUGGUAGUCUGUUAAAUGAAAACCUGCUGCAUUGUGUAGCGUUGUGGCGAGGGAGGCACAUUUGUAGGCCGGACUGGAACGAACGAAGAGUGGGCUCAGAUUUCUUGCCCUAAUAUUUCCCACUUUACAAUGAUGCCUUCAAGUCAUGUACGAAAAUCGGAAAGGUCGACAUUUUCUUGGUAACUAAAUGCUUUAUUCGUUGGAAAGUGACACAAUUUAAAAUAAUAAGUGUACACAAUGUAACCGAUAUGCGAUGUAUUCUCUUGUUGUGAGACACGUGAAUGAAAAAAGGUCGCGUGAAUUGUUUUUGAUGUAGUCGUAAGUUUUACGUGGCGUCCCUGAAAGCAACUGGACGAGCCGUCCAAGCAGGCAGGAUGCAGACCAGAAGAACAGUCAAGUACAGUUCGGGUUUCCUGGCGGACAAAGCCCAGUUCAAUUCCGUUUAACCUUUUUUUUUACGUCUAACCACAACCGAACGUCUGCAUUCGGUACCGACUCCACCCAGACCCGAUUCGACCGUCGCGUUUGGACUAUGGAAUCUCACGUCCUCCCGGUCCAUAUCCGCCCUCAGCGGCUCCAGCCGGGGAUCGGAUUCGGUUCGGGGCCGAGCGGCGGUGGAACGCUCCGCUCCUCCUCCGCCUCCGCCUCCGCCUCGUCGUCUCUCCGGCCCGGAGUGACGGUGGCCAUCCCUCCGCUGUUGCCGUCGCCGCCGUCGCUGGCCGCCUGCUCGGGGCCUCCGCCGCCCCCGCCGCCGCUGCAGCUCCACAGCCUGUACGGCGGAGGCGGAGGAGUUGGCCUGGCUCUCCCCGCCACUGGCCACUCCAACCCCGGCAACCCGGGGGUGUUGAAGGAGGCGGUGGAGGCGGUGGUCCGCAGCUUUGCCAAGCACACGCAGGGCUACGGGCGAGUGAACGUGGUGGAGGCCUUGCAGGAGUUCUGGCAGAUGAAGCUGAGCCGCGGCGCCGACCUGCGCAACGGCGCGCUGGUGGUGUACGAGAUGGUGGCGGCCAGCAGCCCGCCGUACGUCUGCUACGUGAGCCUCCCGGGGGGCAGCUGCUUCGGAAGUUUCCAGUUCUGCCCCACCAAGGCGGAGGCCCGACGCAGCGCCGCCAAGAUCGCCCUCAUGAACUCCGUCUUUAACGAGCACCCGUCGCGACGCAUCACCGACGACUUCAUCGAGAAGAGCGUCGGGGAGGCCUUGGCUUCCUUCAACCGUUUGCCGCAGGGAAACAGGGAGGAGGCCGACAACCCCAAUACAGGAAUCGGGGCCUUCCGCUUCAUGCUGGAAUCCAACAAAGGCAAAUCAAUGCUGGAAUUUCAGGAGCUGAUGACCGUCUUCCAGCUCCUCCACUGGAACGGAAGCCUGAAAGCCAUGAGGGAGCGCCAGUGUUCCCGUCAGGAAGUGCUGGCCCACUACUCGCACCGGGCGCUGGACGACGACAUGCGCACGCAGAUGGCGGCCGACUGGGUGAACCGCGAGCAGAGCGUGGCCGGCACCGUCGGCCGGGAGCUCGCCGCCACCGAGCGCGAGCUGGAGGAGGCUCGGCUGGCCGGCCGCGAGCUGCGCUACUACAAGGAGAAGAAGGACAUCCUGAUGUUAGCCGUGGGCCAGCUGAGCGCCGCCAACGCCGCCACGCUGCCCUCGCACUAAAAGAGUCCUCGGGUAACACCGCCCGAGGAUGACGGCAACCGGCCACAGAACGAGCCGCGAGUCACUCGUGGCUCGUUACCUUUUGGUGCCUGACCGCCUUUGUUUUUGUCCAGUUGGCCAACCGGCCGCCUGGAGUUGACAUGGUUUGCUCUUGUCUCUUUCGGCCUUACGUUGUCGGGGAGGGCGCGGCAUUUUCUGUCGGGUCCCUUGGAAUCUAUAUUAUAAACAAUGUUACGGUUCAAUUGAUGUCAAGUGACUAAAAAGGUAGUGUUCUGUGUGAACUUAAGUGGGCUCUCUCUCAGUCGGGAUGCGUCACUGAAGCAUUGGGCAUUGGUGCCCUCUGGUGGCACUCGGAAGCAUUUCACAAAAAAAGCACAACCGUCGCUGGAAGUGGCGACGCUUGACUGACCGACCGUUCGAGGGCAAGGCAACCUGAUUGGAACUCUGCCCGGCGCCCGCAACGAUCCCGGCGGUCUCCCGCAACCCCAAUUGUCAUUUUGCCACAUUUCUCCACAUUUUCACUUUGGGCUUGCCCUCGUCCCAGAAGACGCAAUUCACAUUGUUGACGCGUAUCCCCUAAAUCACCUGCCCGCCAAUUGCCGAAAUACAGUCUGCGAAAAAUACGCGGGGCCUUUUAUCAUGACGGAAACGUGUAGCACAGAAAGGAGGAUGGCGCUAUUACGCACGCAAAUGGCCUCGCGCCGCUGUUUUGUCUUAUUUCGGUAGCAGCACUUGCUUGUGACUUGGAAUGCCUUGCACGCCAUCGCGGUGUGAAGGAUGCCCGUGGUACGAGUGGGACAUGAUGCAUUUCAUGCUACAAACGUGACAUAUCAUUUGAACCGUCUAUUUUCUGUGUCCAAACGAUUAGGGAUGAUGUUUCUGUGAUGUCUUUUAACCCAACAGUAUUGUUAAUUUUGUAAAGGAUUUCUUAAGGUCAUCGUGGUGUGUAUUUUAUAUGCUGGUUUUGUAUUCACUGUUUAUACAUUUAGUAGAUUUAUAUAAAAUAAAAUACACAAUGAUCCAUGUUUA
This is a messenger RNA of Hippocampus zosterae (dwarf seahorse), 2710 nucleotides long. It is a transcript of the gene lix1l, whose product is annotated as limb and CNS expressed 1 like. Gene Ontology annotation, biological process: autophagosome maturation. The transcript has 6 exons. Bases 563 to 1681 code for a protein of 372 amino acids. The record is from RefSeq and is a predicted model, not a curated record. NCBI's taxonomy places the organism in Eukaryota, Metazoa, Chordata, Actinopteri, Syngnathiformes, Syngnathidae. Gene Ontology annotation, cellular component: cytoplasm.